GUGCCACAGGUCAGACUUCUGGACGCCUUCGCCACUGGUGCUCCUUGCCGCUCCACCAGCACCACGCACGCCCACGCACACCUCUGCCGCCGCCCGCCUGUGCUGCUGCACGCCACUCGACACUCGCGCCGCCUCUGCCAUGGCACCGGCAGCCGCGGCGAGCGGCAGCGGCAGCUCGCGCGCGCGCUCCGACGGCUCCUCGGGCUCCUCGAGCUCCAGCGCCAGCGCGCCGCCGCCCUCGUGGCUGCCGACGCCCGCGCUCGACCAUGCCCUCUCCGGCAUCACCGCCGGCGCCAUCGCCACCGUGUGCAUGCAGCCGCUCGACCUCAUCAAGACGCAGUUCCAGGUGCGCACCGCGCGUGCGCCCCGCAGCGGCACGGCGGCGCCACCCGCCUGGCAGCGCUGGACGGGCGUGGGCGUCGGGCGCGACAUGCUGGCCGCCUGGCGCGCCAUCGUGCGUGCCGACGGCUGGCCGGGCCUGUACCGCGGCCUCGGCGCCAACGUCGUCGGCAACUCGGCCAGCUGGGGCCUCUACUUUCUCUGGUACACGAUGCUCAAGGAGUACAUGGCACACGCCGCCGACGGCGCAGACGCAAAGGUGCUCACGCCCGGCCAGCACCUGCUCGCGGCGAGCGAGAGCGGCGCCGCCACGGCGCUCCUGACGAAUCCAAUCUGGGUCGUCAAGACUCGCAUGUUCACCACGUCGCGCAGCGCCGCCAGUGCCUCGAGUGCCACUGCCGCGCCUGUUGCGACAGCCAGCGGCAGUAGCAGCGCACCGCGAGCACCCGUGGCGUACCGCGGCCUCGCGCACGGCCUGCGCGACAUUUGGCGCCACGAGGGCGUGCGCGGCCUGUACAAGGGCGCCGGCCUGGCACUCGUGGGCGUCAGCAACGGCGCCAUCCAGUUCGUCGCGUACGAGGAGCUGAAGAAGUGGCGCAGCGCCGUGGCGCGCCGCAGAGGCGCGACGGGCGCAGAGGGCGAGCUGGUCAAGCUGAGCAACGCAGAGUACAUCGUCCUCUCUGGCGUGGCCAAGCUCUUCGCCAUCGGCCUCACAUAUCCAUAUCAAGUCGUCCGCUCGCGCAUCCAGAACCACGCCACCGCACACAUAUACCCCGACAUUCCCACGUGCAUCCGGCGCACGUAUGCGCAGGAAGGCCUGCGCGCCUUUUACAAGGGCCUGGGCCCCAAUGCCGUGCGCAUCGUGCCCGGCACGUGCGUCACGUUUGUCGUGUACGAGAACAUGAGCUGGGCGCUGCGCGGUGCCGCGGAACGCCGGAGCAGCGCGGCGCCGCCGAUAGACGUCGCCAUUCAGCAAUAGAAGGCUACUGCACACGCCCCCAUGCGGACGAAGGACAAGGAUGGCGGGACAGCGAGAUGUGCGAUUACGAAACCAGCG
Molecule: messenger RNA, 1396 nt
Organism: Tilletiopsis washingtonensis
Lineage: Eukaryota; Fungi; Basidiomycota; Exobasidiomycetes; Entylomatales
Product: mitochondrial carrier
Exons: 4
Coding region: 140-1318 (392 amino acids)
Biological process (GO): folate import into mitochondrion; nucleotide transport
Cellular component (GO): mitochondrion
Molecular function (GO): folic acid transmembrane transporter activity; FAD transmembrane transporter activity
Source: RefSeq, a predicted model, not a curated record